This is a messenger RNA of Alligator mississippiensis (American alligator), 2431 nucleotides long. RefSeq lists its product as uncharacterized. NCBI's taxonomy places the organism in Eukaryota, Metazoa, Chordata, Crocodylia, Alligatoridae. The record is from RefSeq and is a predicted model, not a curated record. Gene Ontology annotation, molecular function: DNA-binding transcription factor activity, RNA polymerase II-specific; RNA polymerase II cis-regulatory region sequence-specific DNA binding. Bases 494 to 1615 code for a protein of 373 amino acids. Gene Ontology annotation, biological process: regulation of transcription by RNA polymerase II; sex differentiation. Gene Ontology annotation, cellular component: nucleus. The transcript has 3 exons.
UGUAGCCAGGGCGGCCCUGCGGGAGGCGAGGAUUUCCCAGGGGGUAUCUCGUGUUGGACCAGGUCUGGAGUCAGGGGAGGGUUCGAGCCCACAGCUUCUCCUUCAGCUCUGAGCCCUAAAAGAGUAGGGCAGAGCAGGGCUGGGGCCUGCCAAGGAGGAACAGCUGGUCCGAGUACCCCAGCUCCAUCCUCUGCCCAAGAAAGAUCUAGCCUUGCAGUGGCCUUUCCCUCCGCGUCCCCCGCCAUUCAAGGAGGCACAGCACGCCGCAGGGCAAGGGGCCAGCUCCAGGCAGCAAGCAGCUCCCCCGGGGAGGCGCUCACAGAAACGGCUGGGCGAUUCCCUCCCCCCCCUUCACCGGCCAGGGGAGAAGGCAGAGCCGUCCUCCGCUCCCCGCCCCCGGCAGGUGCCCUUGGGCCGGGGGCGCGGAGGCGGGGAGGAGCCGGCGGCCCUUCAUUAGGGGCGCGGAGGCGGCGGCGCGGGCCGGGGCCGGUGCAUGGCGGGCGGCGGCGGGGAGGCGGCGCGGGGCCGGCGGCGGGGCCGGGCACCCAAGUGCGCGCGGUGCCGCACUCACGGCGUCGUGUCCGGGCUGCGCGGCCACAAGCGCCUGUGCCGCUGGCGGGACUGCGUGUGCGCCGGCUGCCGCCGCGUGCGGGAGCGCCAGCGCGUCACCGCGGCACAGGUGGCGCUGCGCAGGCGGCAGCAGGGCGGCGCCCAGGCUAAGAAAAGUGUUGAUAGUGAAUGUUCGGUUUCCAGUCGCAGGCAGAAGUAUCAGCGUUAUCCCAAGAAUGCCAGUAUUUUGGUCAAAGGCAUAUUGGAAGGCUAUAAACCUCCUCCACAGGAAAACCGACGUCUUAUUUCUACCUUGAGUGAGAGGAUGAGGAAACGAAGAACAUUUGCAGAUAAAGAGCUGGAGUGCAUAAUGCUGGAGAGAGAACUCAGGCAGAGAGAACUGGAGGACCCAGCUGGCAUGCACCAUCUCCAGAGACCAAAAGAAGACUGCUUACCAGUCACAGAAACUAAUCUGGGUAGGACUGGACACAGCCAGCCUUGUGACACAUAUUUUAACCAUGAUUUUCUAAAUGUCUGUUUUCCUCUGAUACAUUCAAGCACUACCGUUCUAGAAUACGGGCACUGCCAUUGUCAGACUCAAGGUUUUUUUCCGUUGAAUGUAAUUACUUUUGCAUCAAGUCAGAUCAAAAGCAGCUCUGUGCAGAAAACUGCCUUGGCCAGGAAUGCUGUGAAAUGGGCAGAAACGUGCAAAGAAGGGGCCUGUGAGUGGAGGGAACUGACUCAGGCCGGUGUCUUUUCCACAGAGCAUAGCUCCUUUCAGAAGGAGCUGAGAUCAGAGGCAGAAAAAACGCAAGCACGUUCUGAAAAAGUUAAAGAGCAUUGUGUAUCCAGCCGCAAUCAGGACAGUAGAUCGCAAGGUUUUAUUGUACAGAACGUCCACAGCGUAGGGGAAAAGCAGAGCGUGAACCAACCUGUGAAAAAUAAGCAUGGUGUGGCCAAAGAGACUGUCAGAUACUUGGCUAGACUAUCCCGAGAAUGCGCAUCAGAAACAAAAAUUCAAAAGCAGAGUUUAUCGUUUUCAGUCGAAUCUUUGUUAAAAGGCUAAGCCUGUAUAAAUAACCAUUUAGGGGUGCAGUCUUGCUGCAUUUUCUGCAGUGACCAAAAUCUCACUCCCUCUGACAAGAGUAGGCUUGAGCACUGAGUGUUUCAGGUAAGAAUUUGUUUUUGUUUCAGGGAAGAACUGUGAGUCUGUCUACACAGCAGACCAUGGCAAAGAUACCAUAUCUAGCUUUAAAUUAACUUGCUUCUGGUACCUGCGUUAUCGAGCUGCGACGGGACAGAGCUUUGUGUAAACUUGAAGUCUCUCCUCCUUUAAAGAAAUAUUCGGUAAAUUAGAGGAUGAUGAGAAGUAGGGUAAAUUAGCUUGAAUGAAACUCACAAUACACUGCAGAUUGUGGGACUGAAUCUGUAACCCUUGUUCCUCUGAGUAGUGCCAAUCAUUUACAGUCUGAUUUAUUACGUUGCCAUUUGAAUUCAAUGAAGAACUUCCAUAGACCUGAAUGGGAAUGGACCUGUACCUUCAGAUGUGAUUUACUUGUGAGCGUCACAGAUGCAAGGUCAAACUCUCCUUAUUGAAGAUACAUUACAUUCAAAAGACUGCCAUGAAAAUAAUUGAUACUGUAUUAUUUUGGUUAUACUGUAUUUCUAAUGUAAUUUAUGUUGCUUGUUUUUAAAGUAACUGUAGUUUUAAGGUCUUUUUUAAUACUGUCAAGAAAAGUGUAGUUUUUAUAAUGCACAUUUUUCUAGCUGAUUGAGGAUAUUUGGCUAUUUUUCAGUUUAAUUCCUUGUUAGUCCACGUUGUUAAUUGACAAGGUGUCAUGUAAAUGCAUUGUUCACGUACCGAAAUAAACACUGACAUUGA